AUGGUUUCCAUCCGCAGAUUCGCGGCAGCGGGAGGCAACGAUCACGGAGACCCGAACUACUACAAAAACAAGCCUCGGAAACCGACACGGGACGAUCCGUUUGCGAUCCUCGGGGUGUCGGAGGAAGAAAGCUACGCAGCCGUCAAGCGAACUUUUUUGCAAAUUGCUUUGCGGCAUCAUCCCGACACGGCAACGUCGGCAACUUCCGCAGAAGCAGAUGCUAGUCGUGAGAUCUUCAUUUCGGCUCGAAAGGCAUUCGAACAACUCGCCGAAGGGCCCGAGGGCCUGGCCGUGCUGGCCAGCGACGGUUGGGAAGAAGAAGAGCUAGACGUUUGGUUCAAGGACGAAACAGGCUUUGAUAUGCCCUUUAUGGAUGCGGCUACCAUGAAGGAAGUUGCGGAAAUGCACGACACUACUGCCCACGGUCUGGAUCGCGACGGUGGUAUGUGGACUCUGGCGAGAAUGGUCACGGAAAACGUCAAAAGCGGAGGCAACGCUGGAGAUCUGUUACGGUUAGAAGCUGGUACAAUUCGAGACCGAGGGAUUGAUGGCAUAUUGAGGCGACGGCGGAGGAGAUGA
Molecule: messenger RNA, 579 nt
Organism: Phaeodactylum tricornutum CCAP 1055/1
Lineage: Eukaryota; Bacillariophyta; Bacillariophyceae; Surirellales; Neidiaceae
Exons: 1
Coding region: 1-579 (192 amino acids)
Source: RefSeq, a predicted model, not a curated record